Colletotrichum chrysophilum is the source of this 2163-nucleotide messenger RNA. RefSeq lists its product as uncharacterized. Lineage: Eukaryota; Fungi; Ascomycota; Sordariomycetes; Glomerellales; Glomerellaceae. The coding region runs from base 1 to 2163 and encodes 720 amino acids. Gene Ontology annotation, molecular function: glucan endo-1,3-beta-D-glucosidase activity; endo-1,3(4)-beta-glucanase activity. Gene Ontology annotation, cellular component: cell surface. The transcript is spliced from 3 exons. The record is from RefSeq and is a predicted model, not a curated record.
AUGGCAUCAGGAGAUCUUUUUGCAGAGCCUAUUGGCACGGAUGCGCCGCCGUCGUCUAUCACGACUCGAAGCGACCACCCUGUUCCGCGGAAGGGUAUUACAUCAGGCGGGCCGCUCCAGACCAACAAGUUCUACGCCAAUUUUUUCUUGGGUGAUCAAACGGCACCAACUUACACCUACCCGUACGCCAUAGCAUGGGGUGCAGGGAAAGGAGCCGCCGCCAGCUACGGCAUGACUAUUUCUCAUAUCGAUGCGAAUCAGCGGGUCUUUGGCCCGAACAAGGACUCCGGGGCGGCGUCCUACUUUAUUAACCCAGUAGGCAUUCAAUCCAUGGUCAUCAGUGCCCAAGAACUUGAGGCGGAUACAGCCGUGGGUAUGGACAGCGUCACAGCAUUUUCCGCCAGAGUCCACCUGAAGCCGAAUUCAGGAGCUGUGCCUGCGAUUUCGUUUCCUUUGGUUCAAGGGAUGCCGUUUGUAACGGCAAACUACUCUGGAGCUACCCCUGUGAUCCGCACCGGGGUGUUCUUCCGGACUGUUACGCGGGCAACCCAAGACCCAAAGGCCGGCGUCGCCAAGUACACGUUCCAACUCGAAGACGGGAAGAUCUGGCGGCUGUAUGCAUACGCGACCACGGGAGAUCAAUUGGACCUACAGGUUGUCAACAACGGAAUGGCCCAAUCAACGAAGCCCUUCUUCGGAUCCAUCCAGCUUGCCAAGGAUCCUGGAAAUGGCGAGGCGGUGUUUGAUCUGGCAGCUGGUGUCUAUCCUACGACGGUCACCUUGUCUGGCUCCGUGAACGGUAACACGGGCACGUACAGCCUCAAGUUUUCCAAGGAAGGGCACCAGGAUGGAAAGCUGGCCAUGUACGCACUGCCGCAUCACGUCGCAUCGUUCGACGCCACAACCAAGGCCGCGGUUCAGCAAGUCCUGCUUCAGACCCCUACCAAGGGCAAUGGAACACUGGUGCUGGCUGAUCAAUGGACCAUGGUUGAGCCGAACCUGCCCGUCAGCAUGGGCUUUGCUCCAUGGAGUCCCGAGAAAGGUCCUCUCACCACCAUCUCUGAACAAGCGAAAACCGUAAUCCGCGGGAUAGCAACCCAGGAGGUGUCUCAGGAUAUGAGUGCGCAGUCAGAUCUGGACUCGAUGUACUUCAGUGGAAAGGCACUGGCCAAGUUUGCUAUUUUGAUCGUGGCCAUAAACGACGUUGUGAAAGAUACGGGGUUGGCCCAGUCAGCCCUGCCCCGACUGAAGGAAGCGUUUGCCAGAUUUGCGGACAACAAGCAGAAAUUUCCUCUUUUGUACGAAAGCGCGUGGGGAGGUGUUGUAUCCUCAGCAACAUAUGUAACAGGCAACGAUGGCGCCGACUUUGGCAACACAUAUUACAACGACCACCACUUCCAUUAUGGCUACCACAUCCUGGCAGCCGCUGCAAUCGCGCACCUGGAUCCUACAUGGAUGCAAGCCAAUAAGGCUUACGUCAAUGCCUUGGUGCGCGAUUUUGCCAACCCUAGCACCAAAGACACGUACUUCCCACUUUGGCGCUCUAUGGACUGGUACCACGGGCAUAGCUGGGCACACGGUCUGUAUGCCUCGUACGAUGGAAAGAACCAAGAAUCAAGUUCGGAGGACAUGAUGGCCGCCUAUGCUAUCAAGAUGUGGGGAGAAGCCUCGGGUGACACUACCAUGGCCAUGCGCGGCAAUCUUCAGCUCGCCGUCAUCGCCCGCUCCCUCCAGUCAUACUAUCUCUACAAGAGCGACAAUGUCGUGCAGCCACCCCAGUUUAUUGGAAACAAGGUGGCCGGCAUCUUGUUCGAGAACAAGGUCGACCACACAACCUUUUUCGGCGCUAAUAUAGAAUACAUCCAGGGCAUCCACAUGAUUCCCCUCCUUGCAUCGUCGCCUUUCGUUCGGACCCCAGCCUUUGUCAAAGAAGAAUGGGACGUGUACUUUAGUAACGGCCGCGUCGAUAGCAUCGUCGGCGGAUGGAGGGGAAUCCUGUAUGGAAACCUGGCGACGAUCGAUGGGAAGACUGCGUUCGACUUCUUCAACAGCCCCAACUUUGAUCCUGGUUGGAUCGAUGGAGGCGCAAGCUUGACAUGGUACCUGGCCUACGCUGCGGGUAAGUCGAUGUCUCUUUCAUUUGAUGGACUACCGCUAACAUGA